Messenger RNA from Carassius gibelio (silver crucian carp), 2390 nucleotides. RefSeq names its product dematin. NCBI's taxonomy places the organism in Eukaryota, Metazoa, Chordata, Actinopteri, Cypriniformes, Cyprinidae. The transcript is spliced from 15 exons. The coding region runs from base 216 to 1391 and encodes 391 amino acids. Gene Ontology annotation, cellular component: actin cytoskeleton; plasma membrane. The record is from RefSeq and is a predicted model, not a curated record. Gene Ontology annotation, biological process: cytoskeleton organization; actin filament bundle assembly; lamellipodium assembly. Gene Ontology annotation, molecular function: actin filament binding.
CAGCGUGUAGAGCGAGAGAGAGACGACGAGGACUAGGGAGAAGAGAGUGGGAUGACAGGAAGUCUGGAUCUCUCAGCGUAGGAUUUCCUCUUCAUCACAGAGCUGGAGCAGAGGUGGAAUCCUGCUGUGUAUUUCAGCUUGUUUUGCCUUUCAGACUGAUGACGAUCUGUGUAACUUGAAGAGCGAAGAAAGGAGUUUUAUAGUUUACCUCAGUCAUGCAGAAGGCAGGGACGGCCCCUUCCUCCCGGGGUCCAAGUGCUCCUGGGUCCCCAGCCACCUCGAUUGUGGCACGCAUGGACAAUCAGGUCAUUGGAUAUAAGGACUUGGCAGCCAUUCCCAAAGACAAAGCCAUUCUUGAGGUGGAACGGCCAGAUCUGAUGGUGUACGAGCCGCAUUUCAAUAUCUCAGCCCUGGAUCGGAUAAGUCUCUCCAGGAGCAGAGAGAGAUCGAUGUCUCCUCAUUCUAUCUCUCCCCCGCCUUCCCCUGAGAUAUUUGCUUCUAAAGAGUCAAAGGAGUGGUCAGAGCAGGGCUCUCCAGGAGGCUCCAACAUGGGCUCCACGGUGCAGCUCCGCAAAAUCAGCCCCGUGCAGCACUUCCACAGGCCAGACAUGGGCAUCAACAUCUAUAAGAAGCCACCAAUUUACAAACACGACGGACAGACGGGAACGUCUCACAGUAAACAUGAUGUGAUCAUUGAGUCCUCCAAGUUCCCAGCAGCCCAGCCGCCGGAUCCCAGCCAACCUUCAAAGAUAGAGACGGAGUACUGGCCCUGUCCCCCCUCUCUAGCCACUAUGGAGAUUGAGUGGAGGAAGAAGGCAGCCGAGCAGGGAAAUCCAGUCGAGGACGACGAGUUUGAGGAUCUGACAGAAGAUGCAAAGAGACUCCAGGAACAGGAGCUUCAGAAGAUACAGUCCAACUUGGGCAAACUGAUCCUGAAGGAGGAAAUUGAGAAAUCAGUGGUCAUCCGCAGAAAAACACGCUCCCUGCCAGACGGGGCAAACAUACAGUUGGGAUCAUCAGCCAGUGCUACUAAAUCAGCCUCUUUACCUCCCUGCAGUCGAACGGGCCUCACCAGGCUCCAGUCCGCAGACUUCACCUCCACAGACAAUGGGAAAGCAAAAACAGGUACGAAUGGCGAUUCUCAGAGGGGGAGAAUGGACAGAGGAAGCUCUCUUCCUAGUAUUCUGGAACAGAAGAUAUAUCCAUAUGAAAUGCUGGUUGUAACCCACAGAGGGCGCAGUAAACUUCCUCCAGGUGUUGACAGGACCAGAUUAGAGCGGCAUCUGUCUCCGGAGGACUUCCACAGUUUAUUCGGAAUGUCCAUCACAGACUUUGAUCGUCUGUCACUAUGGAAACGGAACGACCUGAAGAAGAAAGUGUCCCUUUUCUAACAUUAGGACUUUCGGACUUGGAAACUGAACCCCUCGCCCUCCAGAGACACCAGUUAUAUCCACUCUAAUCUAAUACGGAUGCUAUGCAGACAUUUGAAGAAGACACCACAUCACCAGAUGAUAUUUCACUCACAUAAACAGCACUCUCUCUACGUCUGGUAUACAUAAUAAAGACAUAAUAAAGACUCAUGCAUCCCUACAGUCGCUUCAUAUCUGGAAAAUCGGUUUAUUAGUGAUGAAAUAUCAAUUUCAUAAACUGCUCCAGCCGUUUCUUUACGCCUUACAUCUAUUUCAAAUUCUUAAAGUGCCCAGAGAUGUUUAUAAUAAUAGGCCUAUAUAUUUACACAAAGUUUUAAUCGUAAACGUCACUUGUUUUUUAUUAUUUGUUCACUAAUAUUCCACUGUAAACGUAAUUUAUUGUAUCCCAAACACAUAUGGCACUGUACAUAUAUAUUGUUAUUUUUAUUUAUUCUUGGUGUCGAUAUGUAAAAGUUCAGCUUUAACAAUCACUAGAUCAACAUUUCUAACAUCUAGCAAAAAUGAAAUGUUCAUCAUCAUUCAUUAAAAAUGCAUGGACACUAGGUUUACUCCAUUUAUUCAGUUUUACCGAUAAAAGCACUGCGAUAUACAACUUCUAUUCACGCUAAUAGCAACAGUGUUCUAUUGUGGACUAAUAUGAACUAUCUGAGCUCAGGCUUGCUGGUAAGCUCUGGCUUUUAGGUUGUAAUUACUAAACAGCACUAGAGGAUCUUUGUUCCACUCCGUUCUCUUGGAUUCCAGAUGUGUUUUGUCGAUGCAUACUUGUGUUUUUACUGUCUUUAGUAGUUGGUCUCCAUUGUGGUCUUUUAAAACUGCACAGGUGUUAUCAAGUCAUGCACUGCACGCUUACAGAGGAGACUGCCCAACGAUUACGUGUCUGUCAUAGUUCUGUGUUUCAUCAGCGUUUUUAUGUAACAUGGUGUAAUGUUGAAAAAAUAAAAUAAAAGCUUCAUGUUAGAA